GCCACGUGCUCGGCUCCUCGUCGGCGAACAACACUGGCACGCCAAACGUGCCCAUCAAGACGAAUCCUUCCAAGCGGCACCGAGAGCGUCUCAACUCUGAGCUGGACAUGCUCGCCUCGCUGUUGCCCUUUGAGCAGUCAGUGCUCUCCAAACUCGACAAGUUGUCCAUUCUUCGGCUCAGUGUCAGCUACCUGCGAACUAAGAGCUACUUCCAAUGUAAGCAACAUGCCGACAGAGAUGCAAACGGCGGUGAUCAUCACGUCCACUCGCCUACACCGGCGCAGAUUGCCUCUAUCAGCGCCGUCAUUGAGUCACUGCUCGAGGGUGAUCUCAUUCUGCAGGCUCUGAACGGCUUUUUGCUUAUUCUCACCUGUGAGGGUGAAGUCUUCUACACGUCGCACACCGUCGAAACCUAUCUCGGUUUUCAUCAGUCUGACAUUUGCCAUCAAAGCGUCUACGAGUUGGUGCACUCGGAAGACCGCGAGGAGCUGCAAAGACAUCUCAUGUGGAACUCGCACCUGCCAAGUGAUCGAUCAAACAUUAAACUGGAGGAAAUACUGCAAUACGAAAACGCCCAUCUACUAGAACGCAACUUUACCGUACGCUUUCGGUGUCUACUUGACAACACGUCAGGAUUUCUGCGUCUGGACGUACGUGGUCGCAUCAAGGUACUCUAUGGGCAAAAUCACAAAACAGAGGAGCCGCCAAUGGCGCUGUUUGCCGUCUGCACGCCAUUCGGUCCGCCGUCGCUGCUGGAGAUGCCCGCCAAUGAAAAGGCGCUCUUCAAGUCAAAGCACAAGCUGGACUUCUCACUCGUCUCAAUGGAGCCCAGAGGACGGACGCUGCUCGGCUACAGCGAGGCAGAGCUGAGCAAUCGAGGCGGCUAUGAGCUGAUCCACCACGAUGACCUCUUCUACGUCGCCAGUGCUCACCAGGAGUUGCUUAAAACGGGCGCCUCUGGACUGAUUGCUUACCGGGUAGUGCACAAGAACUACGUCAAGUUUCAGUGGCUGCAAACCAGUGCUCGGCUGGUGUACAAGAACAGCAAGCCGGAUUUUAUUCUCUGCACACAUCGACCUUUAAUGGAAGAGGAAGGUCGUGAUUUGCUGACCAAACGAACAAUGGACUUUAAAGUGACCUACCUGGAUGGUGGCCUGGGCGCCAUUACCGUCAACAAGUCUAACAGCGCAGAAGGCUCGGCGUUGAGCGCUUUUCUGCUAGAUUGCAGUGAAAGUAGCGGCGCAUCGGCGUUAAACACAGCAGCCGGAAGUGCCGCUAACAGCACAUCCACUACUGAUCAACUGUCGUCCAGCGGAAAGUCAA
Molecule: messenger RNA, 1323 nt
Organism: Rhagoletis zephyria (snowberry fruit fly)
Lineage: Eukaryota; Metazoa; Arthropoda; Insecta; Diptera; Tephritidae
Source: RefSeq, a predicted model, not a curated record